Molecule: messenger RNA, 774 nt
Organism: Cyanidioschyzon merolae strain 10D
Lineage: Eukaryota; Rhodophyta; Bangiophyceae; Cyanidiales; Cyanidiaceae
Product: similar to candidate tumor suppressor
Exons: 1
Coding region: 1-774 (257 amino acids)
Source: RefSeq, a predicted model, not a curated record
AUGGCGUACCGCGGACUUCACGCCUUGUCACAGCCAGCUUAUUUAGAGGACUUUAUAAACUCAGUUUCGAACCUUCCCCAGGAGUUACGCGACAAAUAUGGACGAAUGGGAGAGCUCGAUGCGCUCGUGCAGCGGUUGAAGAACGAAGCUGACGCGCUCGUUCGGGAGCUGCUGCGAAAGCCUGGCAGUUCAGACCCCGACCGAGGUCGCGACACCACUUCGCUGCAGCAAAUGGGAACAAAACUUGAGCAGCUGCAAGCUCAGUGUGUAAAGCUCAAUCAGGAGAAAUUGCAACUCGCCGAGACGGCGUACAACACGGUGGACCAGCACGUGCGAGACUUGGACACAAAACUGCGGGAAUAUGAGGCAUACCUGCGCCGGGAAGGCCAGUGGCCCGACGACCUUCAGAGCCUGGUUGUGAACACCGACCAUACGAAAAUGGCGUCGAUGAAGAACGCUGCUGCUGCUGCUGCGGCAGCACAUACUGCAGCGGCUCCUGCCACGACAGCGCGCUCGACGCAAAAGGCGCCCUCCAAAGGUCAACGCAAGAGUGGCGAACCAUCGACAUUGCAUAUCAUGGAUGAUAUGCCGAUCGAUCCGAAUGAACCGCGAUACUGCUACUGCCAGAAUGUCAGUUACGGGCAAAUGGUUGCUUGCGAGAGCGGCGACUGUCCAUACGAGUGGUUCCAUUUCGAAUGCGUCGGCCUCACUGAACCCCCGAAAGGCGAGUGGAUUUGUCCCGACUGCCGAGCCAGAACAGGUCGCGUUCGGUAG